Molecule: messenger RNA, 3015 nt
Organism: Bombus terrestris (buff-tailed bumblebee)
Lineage: Eukaryota; Metazoa; Arthropoda; Insecta; Hymenoptera; Apidae
Exons: 3
Coding region: 1-3015 (1004 amino acids)
Molecular function (GO): nucleic acid binding
Source: RefSeq, a predicted model, not a curated record
AUGCGCCAUUGGGAAUUGAUGCGCGGUUAUCCCGAAAUAGAAAAGGAAACUCCUGAAGCCAUUGAGGAUUUGAUGGAAACCAUCAGCGUAAAUCUCAAAGCGCUCGAAAGAUUAGGACAGUCGAUUAAAAUACCACAAUCCAUCGAUACUGAGUUAUGUUUGCAAAAAACUCGCUUCGGUUGGGUUAUCGGGGGGAGCCCAUCCACGCAAUCGGGCACACAUUCGUUUCACAUUACCACAGCCGAUCUACAAACGGAUCUCUCGCGAUUCUGGGAAAUCGACGAGGGACCAUCCACUACACAUUUAUCAGAAUCGGAAUUACAGUGCGAAGAACAUUUCCGUAACCAUGUCCGACGCAACAAGGAAGGGCGAUAUAUCGUCGCCCUGCCCUUCAACGAGAAGCUUCCCACACUUGGGACAUCAAAGUCCGUUGCAAUGAGUAGACUCGCCGCUCUUUCUCGCCGGUUCCAACGCGAUAAGCAAUUCGAAGCCGCAUACAACACGGUGAUCCAAGAAUAUUUAGACUUAGGUCAUAUGACCAAGAUUCCGCACACUCAGCCCUCAAAUAAUGGUUACUAUUUGCCGCAUCAUGGCGUGAUAAAGGAAUCGAGCAACACCACUAAACUCCGGGUAGUGUUCGAUGGAUCAGCAGUCAGCACCACCGGAGUUUCUCUCAACGACACUCUGCAUACCGGACCCAAACUCCAAGAAGAUCUGGUUGAAAUUCUGCUGAGAUUCCGAUCACACCAGUAUGUCCUAACGGGUGACAUCGAGAAGAUGUAUCGACAAAUUCUCGUACGCCCAGACGAUCGUAAAUAUCAGCUGAUUCUAUGGCGCAAUUCCAACGGGGAAAUCGAUACUUAUCAGCUCAACACCGUGACCUUCGGACUAUCAGCUGCCCCAUAUUUAGCACUCCGCUGCCUGAAACAACUAGCAGAAGACGAAGGAGAUCGAUUUCCGCGAGCGUCAUCGGUUGUACAGCGUGAUUUCUAUGUCGACGACGCCCUCACCGGGGCCGAUACAAAGGAAGAGUUAACAGCGGUACGACACGAACUCACGGACCUUCUCAGAUCGGGCGGCUUAAACAUCCGUGAAUGGGAAUCUAACGAUAAGGACAUACUGCGUGGACUAUCCGAGAAAGAUACAAAUCGAACACUACAAUUGGGUGAGUCACAGACAUUGAAAACUCUAGGUAUCUAUUGGAAUUCCCAGGAUGACACAAUACUAUACUCAGUUGCACCCACAGCGACCAUCACCCGUGUCACAAAGCGAUCAAUAAGUUCGGUGAUAGCCCGAAUUUAUGAUCCACUAGGAUUGCUCGCGCCAGUGAUUGUCAGAGCCAAAAUAUUGCUUCAACGCGUCUGGGCAUUAAAACUAGACUGGGAUGAAUCCUUGCCAUCCGAGUUGCAUACAGAAUGGGACCGAUACUAUACCCAACUACCCUUGCUUAGUGAUACUCGAUUUCCUCGCAAAACGGUGGUCAAGGCAGCUACUCAGAUAGAACUACACGGUUUUUGCGACGCCAGUGAAAAGGCAUACGGGGCAUGUAUAUAUCUGCGCAGUCGCAGCUCGGAUGGACGUAUCGAAACCCAAUUACUCACCGCGCGAUCAAAGGUCGCGCCGCUAAAAUCCCUGACAAUCCCAAGACUCGAAUUAAGCGGAGCAUUGCUCCUCACCUCGCUAAUGUCCAUGGUAAAGACUUCCCUCACUAUAGACGUUUCUCGAAUAGUUUAUUGGACAGAUUCGACUAUCGUACUCCAGUGGAUCAAGUCCUCGCCACAUACAUUAAAAACAUUCGUAGCGAACCGCGUGGCCGAGAUCCAAGCGAAAACCAACAUCGCCGAUUGGCGGCAUGUGCCUACGGAUGACAACCCAGCGGAUCUGAUCUCCCGAGGGCAGGCUCCCAAGGAAUUCCUGCGUCCAAACAUCUGGAAACACGGACCCGAAUGGCUCAAGCAGCAGCCGGAGAACUGGCCGAUCUGGAUCCUUACACCGUCGGGGGACAUCCCGGAACAGAAAAAAACGAUCUGUCUAACGACGAAUAACAACGAUAACCCCCUCCUCCACCGAUACUCGUCCUGGACCAGACUAAUCAGAGUCGUCGCUUGGUGUCUUCGAUGGAAACAUAAACAACACCUAGCAGCCCAUCUAACAACAGACGAAUUAACCAGGGCUCACAACAGGGUGAUCAAAAUCAUACAAUCCGGUCAUUUUGCGACGGAAAUUCGGACACUACAGAAAGAUCGAAGCAGGGACGUUGGAGGAAAACUACAGCCAUUAAAUCCCUUCCUCGACGAAGAUGGGAUAUUACGAGUCGGAGGACGACUAACCAACUCUUCUAUACCCUUCAAUCAAAAACACCCCAUUAUAUUGCCCAAAGCAUCUGUUACAGAGCUCAUCAUAGACCAGGAGCAUCGGAAAAACCACCACACCGGGACACAAGCUACCCUGUACGCGGUAAGAUUGCGCUAUUGGCCGAUCGACGGUCGUAGCCAAGUGUGGCGUACCAUUAAAAGGUGCGUCCGCUGCUGCAGACCCAACCCGCCGCCAGUGGAAUAUUUGAUGGGUGAUUUGCCAGAGGCGCGCAUUGCCGAAUCGCGUCCGUUUACGAACGUCGGAAUCGACUACUGCGGCCCAUUCUACAUCAAGGAGAGGAGGGAUCGCAACCGACGUAAAAUAAAAAUAUACGCUGCCAUAUUCGUUUGUCUAGCAACCAAGGCGGUCCACAUAGAGCUAGUCAGCGAUCUAACCACCGACGCUUUCCUAGCCGCCUUACGUCGAUUCAUUUCGAGGCGAGGACAUUGCGCAACCAUCCUUACCGACAAUGGCACCAAUUUCGUCGGGGCCAACCGGGAGCUGCAAGAACUCCGGACCCUAUUGCAGUCUGACGACCACAAGGAGAGGAACAGUUCCAUCAGGGCGGCUAUCAAGUUGGCAGCGCAUCCACCAGAUCAAACAGCAGUUCUGGAGCAGAUGGCAUCGAGAGUACCUCAACGAGCUAACCCGCCGCAAUAA